This is a messenger RNA of Cuscuta campestris, 900 nucleotides long. The record is from the annotation of a GenBank genome assembly. Lineage: Eukaryota; Viridiplantae; Streptophyta; Magnoliopsida; Solanales; Convolvulaceae.
CUCAAAUGUUCCAUUAACUAUAAAUUCUAAAAGAAAAAGCCUACUCCGUAUUAGCUGGGGCAUCAUCGCAAUUUUAUCUCUUCGUUGCAAUCCGGUCGAACUCCAGAAAUUGCUCACCGAUCACAAAGGAGACAAUGAGACAUUCGGUGAAUCGGCCGCCGACGCCGGACGAACAGGAAAAGGAGCCUUCUCUUCAGGAAAUCAUCAAUCUCAAGUUGAUUGAGACUGGGGAAAAGGAACGCUUGAUGGAGCUUCUGAGGGAGAGACUUGUUGAGUGUGGAUGGAAGGAUGAUAUGAUAUCUCUUUGUAGGGCCUUUAUAAAGAAGAAUGGUCGAAACAGUGUCACCCUUGAUGACCUAAUUCACGUGAUUACCCCAAAGGGAAGAUCAUCAGUACCAGAUUCUGUUAAAGCUGAGCUGCUACAAAGAAUACGAGCCUUUCUUGUUUCAACUUCUCUGUGACGUGUUGGCUUCAUAUACGUCUUUGCGAGCGUAAAACUGUUUCAAUAAUGUUGAUUUAUAUAGGUUACGUGGGAGUAAUUUCUCAUCAUGGUGUGCAUGAAGAGCCAGCUGCAUGCGUGUUUAUUUGAGGGAUACCUUCAGGCUGCUCUCUUGGAACAGAUAUGCUUUCCUGUCAUCUUUUUCUCUGGGCUGUUGUAACUUAUUUCAAGCAUAGCCUACCAAGAGUUUCUGAAAUGUCUAUUCCAAAUUUAAGUUCCAUCAUGUUUCACCCACACCAUUCAUCACUAUAUGCAAAUUUUUAUUUUUAAAGAAAAAAAAACUAGUGUUCAAUCUAGCCUUAAUCGGUUGUUUUAGGAAUGUACUGUAUAUCGGAUCAAAGAAUUGACAAAACAUACAUGAAUGAUUGUGUAGGAGGAGAGUAUAAAUCUCUUCUUUAAGA